UCUUGCCUUUGAGGCUAGCAACCAGUAUUCGACAAUUAUGACAAGUUCUGGUGAGCGUUUCGCGCAGAUUUUAGUUAUGUUCUGGUCUUUAGCAGUUCUUCAAUCAGCAGGUGGUCAAAGUGUCACAUGGUAUGAACCUCUACCUGUUGAGACAGUAUCGAGUUCAACCACAGACCUGCCUCCGGCAGAGAUGAAGGUUUUUGAAGGAUAUCCUGCGUCUCUAAGCUGGAACUUCAGUUUGACGUCAUUGACUCUUUUUUUGGCGACUGUAAGGUUCGACACUGUUACCCUUGCACUUAGUGGACCAGGAGGAUCAGGUGCAAAUGUGGACGAUGCUUUCAAGGACAGGUUCAAUUUAACUUGGAUUUCCCAACGGCUCACUUUGGUAAUCUUCAAUGUGACCGCCUCAUAUGAUGCAAGUAAUGGAGCAUUUGAUUGUGAGUUGGGUACUAACAAAGGAUCUUGGAGUCGUCAUAUUCGCUUGAAAAUUAUUGAACCCACGAAAAUUGUUGGUGUGACAAGUGACCAAGAUGUUUGUGUGGACGCAAAGGUAACUUUGAGUUGCAAUGCAACUGGUAAACCAGAACCAAAUAUUACUUGGACAAGAGUGUGGGAAAAUGGUACUGACAGUAGAGCACUGCAAUCUAAGGAUGGAUAUUUUGUCAAGGAUAAUUUUGGCAACAGUUCAAGUGGAACAUACCGUUGUGCUGCUUUCAAUGGGGUUGGGGAACCUGUUAAUCAAACUGUGAAAGUGAUCGCAAAAUAUUCUGUACCUAAGGUCAAAGUAGUCCGGUCUUCAAACGUUGUGCUCGAAGGUAAUGCAUACAGCUUGAGUUGUGAAGCAACUGGGGAUCGAAUAACAAAAUUUACGUGGAUCAAAGUCAGCAAUAAUCUGAGCAGUGAUGGGCACAUACUGGACUUCAGUAACAUUGACAGAAAUGAUGCUGGAGUUUACAAAUGUGAAGCAAGUAAUAGAUGUGGAAGGAAAACAAAGACAGAAACUCUCAUUGUUUCCUUUAAGCCUGAUAAUGUCACUUUGGAAAUGAACACAACAGAGAACAAUGGCUGCAAUGAUCUGUGGGUGAAUUUCACAUGUAACUCAUCUGAAGCCAGUCCACCUGUUCAUAACUAUUUGCUCCUUAAGAAUGAAACUGAGGUCAGUUUCAACCAAAAAGGAACAUGGAUAGAGAAAAUUUUACAAGGAAAAACAUUUGUUUACAAAUGUCAGGCAUAUCAGGAAAUUGACAAUGUCACAAGCACAAAUAUUAUUUCUUUAUCUGUGAAAGAGCCACCCUCUGUGAAACAGCUGAAAAAUGAACAAGUCCAGGAAGGUAGAGAUGUGGUCAAGGAGUGUGAUGUGACCACAGGGACUCCUCCCCUAACUUUUUUUUGGAAGAAAGUUAAUACUAGUGAGGUCUGGUAUGGAAAGCCAUUGAACAUUACUGACAUCAACAGAAAUCAGAGUGGAGAAUACAGAUGCUUUACAAACAACACUUGUGGAAAUGAUUCAACAUCGAUGUUCAUUGAUGUGCAGUUCAAGCCAGAUAAUGUCACUUUGGAAAUGAACACAACAGAAAACAGUGGCUGCACUGAUAUGUGGGUGAAUUUUACUUGUCACUCAUCCAAAGCCAAUCCACCAGUUUAUAGCUAUUUGCUCCUUAAGAAUGAAAAAGAGAUCCUUUUCAGCAAAAAAGGAAUGUGGAUAGAGAAAAUAUCAAGUGGACAAACGUUUGUUUACAAAUGUCAGGCACAACAGCAAGUUGGCAAUGUCACAAGCACCAACAAUGUUAUCGUGACCGUGAAUGUUCCAGCUGUUGUGGAGCAAAUACAAAAUGUAACAGUCCAGGAAGGUGGAAAUGUGAUGAAAGAGUGUGAUGUCACUGCAGGGACUUCUCCCCUAACGUUUUUUUGGAAGAAAGUUAAUACUAGUGAGGUUUGGUAUGGAAAGCUGUUAAACAUUACUGACAUCAGGAGAAAUCAGAGUGGAGAAUACAGAUGCUUUGCAAACAACACUUGUGGAAAUGAUUCAACAUCGAUGUUCAUUGAUGUGCAGUUUAAGCCAGAUAACGUCACUUUGGAAAGGAAUACAACAGAGAACAAUAGCUGCACUGAUUUGUGGGUGAAUUUGACUUGCAACUCAUCCGAAGCAAAUCCACCAGUUCAUAACUAUGUGCUCAUUAAGAAUGAAACCGACCUCAUUUUUAGCAGAAAAGGAACAUGGAUAGAGAAGAUAUCAGGAGGGGAAACAUUUGUUUACAAAUGUCAGGCGUACCAGCAAGUUGACAAUGUCACAAGCAUAAAGGGUAUUACUCUAAAUGUGAAUGACCUUCCCGUCAUGGAGCAGUUACUAAAUAUAACAGUCGAGGAAGGAGGAGAUGUGACAAAGGAAUGCAAUGUGAUUGCAGGGACUCCUCCCCCAACUGUUUUUUGGAAGAAUAUUAAUACUAGUGAGGUCAUUCAUGGAAAGCUGUUGAACAUUACUGACAUCAGAAGAAAUCAGAGUGGAGAAUACAGAUGCUUUGCGAACAACACGUGUGGAAAUGAUUCGUCAACGAUGUUCAUUGAUGUACAGUAUCCACCAAACAUUACCCGCAUCAUGAAUGAUACAGAAGUCAAUGAGACUGACUUAGUGACACUUGACUGUCAAGCAAAUGGUGAUCCUUCGCCUGUAAUCAGAUGGAUUUUCGUUUCAAACAUGAGUAUUGUGCCAGAGACAUUUCGCAUCACUGGUAAACAGGAUGAAGGGUUUUACAGAUGCAUUGCAAAUAAUAGCGUCGGAAAUCCUUCUACAAGAGACGUCUACAUUACUGUUCUUUACUAUCGACCCUGGAAGACAAAGCUGAUGAUUGACACCGCGGACGGUUUUGUUUUUCUGAAUCAAAUCUUUACUGUCGAAUGUUAUGCACAAGCCAACCCACCAGCGAGGCAUGAGAUCUUCAGGGGUGACGGUACAAGUGUUGGUAAUAAUUCAGUUGUUACAACAUCAGUCACAGAAGCGAGAGAGGAUAUCGUGAACUUCACUUGCAAAGUAUCAAAUGCUUAUGGGGACGGACCAACAGUAAUGAUUGCUGUGGGAGUGUUUUUCGCUCCUCCAGCAAUAAACAAGACGUCGCCGUGCAAAAAAUAUGUCAAGAAAGGAGAAGAGACCGUUUUGACAUGCUUUUCAGUUGGACAUCCCAAACCAAACAUUACUUGGACUCUGAGGGGGGAGGUUCAAGAUUCUGACGGAAAUUAUCUUUACAUCACGCCGCAGGAAACUGGUCCCUACCCUUACAAAUGUAAAGCUGAGAAUGGAAUUGGGAAUUCCACUGAGGCUACAGUUGAUAUUGCUGUGGAGAAUGAUGUAGCACCAUUGCUUAGAUACAGCAUGACUUACCGGGGCGAGACAUUUACCAAAGAAUUGAAUGAUAAAAGGAGUUUGAAGUACAAGAAUUUAGCAAAAGAGGUUCAAAAGGUCAAGGAAGCCUUUCCGGAGUGCCACACGCCCAAACGUGUAGUCGUGGAAAUAAUUUCUCCGAAUGAAAACAGGCAGGUGGUUGUAUAUUGCGGUGUUUAUUUCAAUGUAACCAUGGGAGUAGAAGCUGCAACAUCAUACCUUAAGGAUGCAGCAAAAGAGGGAAAAUUGGGCAAUGUCGAUGCUGAUUCAAUUACAUUUGUCGAAGCCGUAACAGAUCGGAAGAGGUGUAUGGCUAUCUAUAAUGAUGAUCAGCUUUGCAAUUCUGUUAAAGAUAUUUGGAUUGCUGUCUUUUCUGUCGGUGGAGUGACAAUUGUGGCUGUUAUCGGGUUAGGCGCGUACUAUGUACACAAAAAGAGAAAGUGCAGGCGCAAAGACAAUUCCGUUCACAACGAGAAUGAGGAAGAGCAGGCGUUUUCCAGUAAACACGGCACCCUGUCAGACGGUAAACCAUGUGAUUAUGCCAUGUCAGGACCUCAGCCUCCAGUCGACCUUGACAAUGAACAACAACUGGGAGCAGUGCCUACAUAUGCUGUUGUAGACAAGUCCCAAAAGAAAGGUAAAAAGAAAAAGAAGGAAGCUGCAGAGCAGAAGCCUAUUGACGAUCAGUAUGCAGUAGUGGACAAGUCUAAGAAGAAAAAGAAAAAUGAAGCGGAUAACACCUACGCUGAAGUCGAUACGUCAAAGAAAUCAAAAAAGAAGCCCAAGCCCAGUGAAGUUCUUUACGCUGAUUUGGGUGAAUUUCAUUCGAUGAAGAAAAUGCCUGCAGUAUCCACCUCCCCCAAAGCCCUGCCUCCGAUCAAACGGCCGGAGGCUUAUGUAGAAACACAAUAUGCUGAUAUCGCCCAGUUUGUAAAGGGAAAUUCUGAAGAACCAGGCGCUGAGCUUCCUAAAGGCAGUACCACCCCAGCUCUCAAUAAUACUGCCACUGGCAGCAAGGAGGAAUCCUCAGCUGGGAACACAGGUGAUGGUGCAAAGGCAACUAACGAGACAGGAUUUUAGUUUUAACUGAGGUUGCAAAACGUUAGAGGAGCUGUAGUCGUUUCGCAAGACAAUGGUAAUCGUAGCCUUAAUAGUUAAUUCUCAUGUUUCGUAGUUAUUUUCUCGCAGGCAUAAGAAUUUGUUGUAAUGUAGCAGAAAUUUUGCGUGAUAUAUUUUUAUAACACCGUAAGAGUUUAGUAUUGGUAGAAGCAAGUGUGCGUACGAUUUUUAGCUUUGUAAAAACAAGCAUUUCUUAUUUUAAGACCCUCAAUGUUGGUCCGGUCUGGGGAUUGAACCUUCGAUCUCCCCCACAGCAGUCAGACGCUCUACAACAUGCGCUAGCCAGGCAGCGAGGAAAAAACACUUGAAGUGCCUAUGAAACAAUAUUUUUCGGCGUUUUCUUGUUGAUAGCUGUAAAAAUUUAAAAUUUAAAAUAAUUUACUUUAGCGCCCUGCGAGUUCUCCUUGACCAUUUUUUGCUCUUUGAAAGCACGAUUUGGCGACCCAAAAGGGUCCACCUUUGACACACGGCCAAAACGAACAUGUUACAUAGCUGUGACGUAGAAAACUGUGAAGACGCGUCGGCAACUAUGGUGGAGAGAGGAGAAAUCAAGAAUAGGGUACGAACGAAUUGCGUUAAUUCCAUAUGCGCAUGCUACAAGAUCUAUCACUACUGCACUAGUUUGGUAAUUUUCAAUCACAUUUUGCAGAAAUAAGUAGACACCAAGAAAACUCAAAGUACAAAUCAAUUUUCUUGUGAAGGUGAAUUUUUUUUCCUUUAAUUCGCUUCAAAUUUCAGCCAACUCCCUCCUUGUUUCUUUCUUUCUUAUUUAUUAAAAACGGUCAGCAGUUUUUUUUCUCAAUUUCAAUCUGCUUUAGCUUUCAGUUUGUUUCUUUUGUCUCUUGUUUUUUCUGCUUUUAGUUCCUUUCGGUAAUUUUGGUAAUAGAUGGAUUGUGCAUAUUUUUCUUCCAUGCUCGUUUCUAGAAUUUUUUCAAGAAGAGGUUUAAUUCGAUCAUUUCUGAAACUUUUAACGCACUGUUCAACAAAUUUUGAAGACGCUUUUUAAUAUUCCGGUUUUUUACCAUUCGCCGUGAGACUGCUGUUGUGAAGUUUUAUAUCGUGGCAUCUACUUUGUUGGGCUAAAGUACGGUCGGAUUGAAGGAACACAUACACACCAGCUUUUUAAGAUCACAGCGCAGCAGUGAAUGCACGUGUGUUUUGUUAAUUACAAAUAAUUAUCAGACGUAAAACGUCAAUGGUAGCUCUAUUUGAAUUUUGUAUAGAUAGAGUAAGUUGGAUUCCUGGGCAAGAUAGUUGAUUAAUUAGUUCUAACAUGGCACUUCGGGAUCAAAGAGUGACAAAUGCCUCUUGCACGCCUUUUAUUUUAAAAUAAGUAUAAAUAUCUAUGUCAAAGUAUCUCUUUAGACAUAACUAAUUUGUCAAAAAGGUUUAAGUUACUGUAAUGCAUUACAAUGCAGUGUGUGCUUAUUUAACCUUAUACCAUAUUUAACAUGUAACCUAGUAAUAACUAUUGACGCUAAGGGGACAUGUGUGGCAGGCAUGUUUGAAAGACUCUGAAGUCACUUGUUACUUUGCUAGUAAGCAGAUGUCGAGUAAUCCCCAGCCAAUCAAACGCACUGAUGACGUAGUCAACCAAUCAAAACAGAAGUACAGUCUCCUUAGGACAAGAAUCACAACCCCUCCAUGAAAAUUCGCGAACGCUUCGUUUUGGUUUCAUGACAAGAACUCCUUGGUGGUUCUGUUGGCUAAAGCUGGCUGCCACACUGUCCAGUUUCAUUUGAUUCAUUUUUUCCAGCCUAAUGCUUUUUCGUAGUCAGAAUGAUGCAAUGCUUAUAGUGAUUCUUAAUGAAUACCACGUAUCACAUAUUAAAUGUGCGGUCUGAGUAACGAGUGUUGAUUUUAAUACAAUAAUCACGCGUUUUUGAGAAGCCGAAAGUGCUUAAAUGUGUGUUAUGUGCCUACAGGACAGACACCUUCCGUAACACUGUUUCUGUAAUGAACAGGUACUGUUCAUUAAACCUUCAGCGGUUUUCCAGUAGCGAAAACCAGUAGACUUAAUCCAUCGGAAGUACUAAUGUGAACUCACCUGCAUACUGUGAUGGAAUAUUUAUAUCUACAGGUUGACAAUGAACAGCUUGAAGCAGAUUGGUUUUUCCAAUCUUUCCAUGCCGUUUUACCACCCAUUUAUUUUUUUCUUUUGGUGACUCUUUGAUACUUUUUCCUAUAUCAACAUAUGUAAACAACUGUAAUGCUCAUUAAACGCUGAUAAAUC
Stylophora pistillata is the source of this 6728-nucleotide messenger RNA. Its product is annotated as hemicentin-2-like. The record is from RefSeq and is a predicted model, not a curated record. Lineage: Eukaryota; Metazoa; Cnidaria; Anthozoa; Scleractinia; Pocilloporidae.